AUGAGUUCCUACCAGCAGAAGCAGCCUUUUGUCGUGCCUCCUCAGCCUCAAGAGCAUCAAGUGAAGCAACCCUGUCAGCCUCCAUCACAAGGACAAUUUGAACCAAUAACCACCACUGGGCCAUGCCACACAGAUGUUCCACAACCAGGAAACACCAAGAUUCCAGAGCCAUGCAACACCAAAGUGCCUGAGUCAGGCUACACUGUUGUCCUUGAGCCAGAUUAUACUACAGUGCCUGGGCCGUGCUCUACCAACAUCCCUGGGCCGUGCUCUACCAACAUCCCUGGGCCAUGCUCUACCAACAUCCCUGGGCAAGAUUAUACCACAAUCCCUGGGCCAUGCUCUACCAAUAUCCCUGAGCCAAACUCAGGGCCAUGCUCUACCAAUGUUCAUGAACCUGGCUAUGUGAAUGUCAAGGUUCCUGAUCAGAGCUAUACCAUGAUACCUGACCAGGGUUACUCUAAGGUACCAGAGCCAUGCCAGUCCAAGAUUCCUGAAGCGUGUCCUACAACUGUCACUCCAGAAUUAGCUCAGCAGAAGACCAAGCAGAAAUAA
Molecule: messenger RNA, 555 nt
Organism: Psammomys obesus (fat sand rat)
Lineage: Eukaryota; Metazoa; Chordata; Mammalia; Rodentia; Muridae
Product: small proline-rich protein 3-like
Exons: 1
Coding region: 1-555 (184 amino acids)
Source: RefSeq, a predicted model, not a curated record